Molecule: messenger RNA, 249 nt
Organism: Candida dubliniensis CD36
Lineage: Eukaryota; Fungi; Ascomycota; Pichiomycetes; Serinales; Debaryomycetaceae
Product: signal peptidase complex subunit
Exons: 1
Coding region: 1-249 (82 amino acids)
Cellular component (GO): membrane; signal peptidase complex
Source: RefSeq, a predicted model, not a curated record
AUGGAUAAAUUACAAGAAAUAAUAGAAUUCCCAGUGACAAUUCCUAAUCAAAAGAAACCAUAUCAAUUAAUUCAAAUAUCAUCAAUAAUUAAUGUUAUUACUUCAUUAAUAGUAGGAGUAAUUACUGAUUCAAUUAAAAAUAUUUGUAUUUCAUUUAUUAUUCAAUUUAUUAUAUUAUUAUUAAUUGUUUCACCAAAUUGGUUAUUUCAAUCAGAACCUUCAUUGGAAUGGUUAACUGUAAAGUUUUAA